CGUGUGUGUGUGUGUGUGUGUGUGCGCGCGUGUGUGUGUGUGACUGAGGAAGAGGGGGAGAGAAAAGAGAGAGGAGCGGAGGAAGAAAGGAAGCAGGGCUGCAGUUGGAUUCAGCUCCGUGAGGAGGAACAGGGACGCGAUCCGGCGCCGGGAGUUUGAUCCUCUUCCAUGUUUUGUCGGGAUUGUAACGCAGACCGCUGAAGGAGACGACGAGGAUCCGGACUUCCACUGCGCUUUUCCUUGGGAUUUUAUUCGCUUUGACUGAAGCCUGCACGGCGUCUCGCUUCUCGAGUGGACUUGCUAAAAGUCCUCAAGUCACUGCCGCUGCGAGUUGGAGGCGACGACCCCCCGGGUUUGGGUGAAACUCUCGCCGUGUCCGGGCUCCAUGUGUUUGUUGCAGCCGCAGUAAAGGUCCCCUCCGCGGCGGUAGUCGGUCACUCUCGCUGGCUUCUGGUGGGAAUGUCGCCUUCGGGUCUGGAGCCGGGUCGGUUGUAGAUGCAGCCGAGCUCAGUCGAAUGUUGCGCUCUCCCCGCUCGACCCUCGGCUGUGCGCUCCCUGCACGCCGCUCCGCGGUCAUUGAUGUUUCACUCCGACUCUCCGAGUAACAGCGGCUCAUUCGCACACGAGUAAAAACAAUAUCGUUGGCCAAGUUGUCGUAUGUUCAGGACGAAACGCUCAGGUCUUGUGCGGCGACUCUGGAGAAGCCGUUUGAUCCCAGACAGAGAAGGGGAGGAUGGAACUAGCGAGCGCUGCAGGGACGAUCUGUACGGCAACAACCCGCAGAAGAUUCCCAAGACGGAGUUCCGAGCGAUGACCCCAAGCGGGUCUCCAGUGGGGGAUGUGUCGCCGGAGCAAGGUGGGGGUGCGGCGGUGGAGCAGGACAGCGAGUGCAGGACGGUGACCUGCUGCUUGUUUAAAGAGCGCGACCAGUCCGAGCUCACGAGCCCGGCGAGCAGGGACUCCGGGUCAUGUCACUUCGUGUUGCGGAACCUCGGGGCUCGCGAAAGCGGCUCUCCUCCUGAGGAGGCGACGCCACGGACGGUGCUGGAGCAAGAACUCAAGUCCGCCACUUAUUGUCUUUUAAAGAAGCUGAAGGAGAAAGCGCUGGACACCCUGCUGGAGGCGGUGGAGUCCAGAGGAGGGAUGCCCAGCGACUGCGUCAUGGUGCCCCGGGCGGAGCUGAGGCUGGGCGCCCAUGUGGCUUCUCCUCAGCUGCUGGUGUGUAAACUAUACCGCUGGUCCGACCUCCACAACUCGGCCCAGCUCAAACCGCUCUGUGAGUGCAAGAGCUUCGGGGGCCUCGACAGUCCGACGGUGUGCUGCAACCCCUAUCACUACAGCCGGCUCUGUGGGCCAGAGUCACCCCCUCCUCCUUACUCAAGGCUUUCCCCUAAUGAAGAACACAAGCCACUGGAUCUGUCAGACUCCACAUUGUCUUACACUGAAACGGAGGCAGCCAGCUCACCAAACAUCACACCCGGGGAAUUCUCAGAUGCCAGUUUGUCUCCUGACGCUCCCAAACAGAGCCAUUGGUGCAACGUGGCGUACUGGGAGCACCGGACGCGGGUGGGCCGCCUCUACACAGUGUACGAGCACUCCGUCAGCAUCUUCUACGAUCUACCUCAGGGCACCGGCUUCUGUCUGGGCCAGCUCAACCUGGAACAUCGCAGCAGCACCGUUCAGCGCACGCGAGGCAAAAUAGGCUACGGCAUCCUCCUGAGCAAGGAGCCGGACGGCGUUUGGGCCUACAACCGCAGCGAACACCCCAUUUUCGUCAACUCCCCGACUCUGGACGUGCCCAACAGCAGGACUCUGGUGGUGCGCAAGGUGAUGCCGGGCUUCUCCAUCAAGGUGUUUGACUAUGAGCGCUCCUUCCUGCUGCGGCACAACACGGACGCCGAUCUCCUGGACGGACCCUACGACCCCAACAGUGUGCGCAUCAGCUUCGCCAAGGGCUGGGGCCCCUGCUACUCCAGACAGUUCAUCACCUCCUGCCCCUGUUGGCUGGAGAUACUCCUCAGCAACCACAGAUAACACAGACGGACACCGCAGACGAUCCCAAAUAUCAUCUACCUAGAUUUAAUAUAAAGUUUUAUAUAUUAUAUGGAAAUAUAUAUUAUACUUGUAAAUACGGAGUCAUUUUUACAAUGUCGUUAUUUAUGUAUGGUGCAAUGUGUACAUGGACAAGAGGAAAAAAAUGGAAAAUGCACUUUGGCUUAUAUAUAUUAUAUAUAUAAAUAUAUAUAAAAGAAGAUACAGAAUCCUUCAAUACCAACUUGAGAAAUUAUACAGCAAAAUUAGGAUGAGCCUGGAUUUGGUGUAUAGUUUUUAUAUACUAUAAAUGUCCAGACGAAAAGCUAACGCCAUUCACACAUUGAUAAUAAAGUAUUCGCAUAAUAA
This is a messenger RNA of Synchiropus splendidus (mandarinfish), 2400 nucleotides long. It is a transcript of the gene smad6b, whose product is annotated as SMAD family member 6b. Gene Ontology annotation, molecular function: I-SMAD binding; transcription regulator inhibitor activity. The record is from RefSeq and is a predicted model, not a curated record. Gene Ontology annotation, biological process: transforming growth factor beta receptor signaling pathway; cell differentiation; BMP signaling pathway. Gene Ontology annotation, cellular component: heteromeric SMAD protein complex. The coding region runs from base 658 to 2034 and encodes 458 amino acids. NCBI's taxonomy places the organism in Eukaryota, Metazoa, Chordata, Actinopteri, Syngnathiformes, Callionymidae. The transcript is spliced from 4 exons.